Molecule: messenger RNA, 423 nt
Organism: Rotaria sp. Silwood2
Lineage: Eukaryota; Metazoa; Rotifera; Eurotatoria; Philodinida; Philodinidae
Source: the annotation of a GenBank genome assembly
AUGUUAAUCCUUUUCGAUAAAGCCGUUAUCAUAAUCAAUAAAUGCAGUUAUAGAGAAGAACUUUCUUAUUUUGAUCAUUAUCAAUCAAUUUUUAUUCGAUCAAUGAAUAUUUUAUUAGAUAUUCGACAAAUAAUAUUAAUUGGUGGAAUUGCAAAAAUUGAUGUUAAACAUGUUAAUUCUGUACUUGAAAAAAGUCGUAAACAUAUUCCAUUAGAAAAUCGAAAUGAUACAAUAACUUGUAGAGAAUGGUUUGGAUGUCAUAAAGGUUAUUGUUGGGUAGAAUGUCCUGGUGCUUUUCCUUCUGUAACUGGUCCUCAAUGGUAUUAUACAACAAAAUCAAAUGAUAAAAUAACUUGCUCAAAAGAUAAACAUUGUAAUGAAUCUUGGCGAUGUUUUAGUUCAUAUACGUGUAGUGUUUUAUGA